AUGGAUUGGUCAAAUAAUAGUAUUUAUCAAACAAAUAAUCCAAAUCAAAUUAUUCGUAAUAUGGCUCGUGAAUUAGAAGAAUCAACAGUUGGACCAUUACAAAAUCCACUACUUUCUCAAACAAAUAAACAUGUUCUUCGUCAUGAUCCAAUAUCAUGGUUGCCAACCCCACCACAUUUAAAUCAAUCAUUAUUAAUCAAUGGAAAUUAUUCGUGUCCUGAUGGACGAUCAUUAUCAGCAGUUCAAUCACCUGAUUUUAAUCGUUCAAAUCUUAAUAUUAAACGUAAUCAAUUACCAUUUGGUAUCGAUGAAUCAUAUCAUUUAUUUCAAGCAUAUCAACAACAAAUUCAAAAUGAUAAUUUACAAAAAUCAAUGAUUAUUGAUAAACAACAAUGUAUGACACAGAUGCAAUAUCCAAUAAAUAAUAUUCAACCACAUUCAUUACCAUCACUCGAUCUUCAUGUUUCAUCUCAAUCAUCAUUCGGUAAAAAUUCUUCUAUUUUAUUUAUAACAAAAACUAAUAAAUAUCAACAUAAAAUACUUCCUUGUUCAGAUUUUUUACAACAAUAUCCUUCUCAACCAUCUCCAAUGAGAUCAACAUCAUGUUUUGCUUUAUUAUCAUCAACAAAAAAUGGACAUAGAACAAAUUCAAAUAUUGAUACAUCAUUUUCAGAAAAUAAUAUAACAACAAAUAGCAAAAAAUCUUCAACACGUAACGAUAUAUUACAAAAUGUACCAACUGAUAUUCUUGAAAAAAUUGAUGAAGUUAUUUUAAAUGUUAUAUCUGGUCAUGGUGAUAUACCUCUUGAAUCUGAAAGUACAACACGUCAUCGUUAUCAAUCACGUUUAUCAUGUAAUGAACAACAUAAUGUUAUUUGUGAUUCAUCAUACAUUCAAUUAAAUCAAGAAAAUUUAUCAACACAACAAUAUGAUUAUUUUCCUUCAACAUCUCAAGAAUCAGGACGUACUGUUGUAGCUGAACUUAUUUCAUCAAUAUUAUCUAAUGGUGCAUCAUCAUCUGUAAUGUGA
Messenger RNA from Rotaria sp. Silwood2, 1029 nucleotides. The record is from the annotation of a GenBank genome assembly. NCBI's taxonomy places the organism in Eukaryota, Metazoa, Rotifera, Eurotatoria, Philodinida, Philodinidae.